AUUGAGGGCAGAAGCAAACAAAAAUGGAAGGUUGUAAAAGUGGCAGAACCCCCACGUGUGUUGGGCAGCUCGCACCGAACCCCACACUCUCACCAACUACAACUACUCUACAAUCGCCGGUUUCUAUAUAUUCGCCGCAUGGCCGCCUCCUGCCGCGCUCUCUCCGCCGUUCUUCCCAAUCAAUCUUCCACUCGAUCGCCGCAACGCCUCCCCUUCACUUCGCGCUUCCUCGCCGUCAGAGCCGCCUUCAGCUCUCUCAGAUUGAAUUUGGAUUCAUCCAGGUUGAGGCGCGGAACAACGAUAGCGUCCAUGGCUGAGAUUGUGACGCCGAAGAGCAAAGGGAAAGUCAAAGUGUUCGACACGGAGGAAGAUCUGGCGGUGUCGCUCGCGGAAUACACCGCCGAUUUAUCCAAUAAAAUCUCACAGGAGAGGGAUUCAUUUACCGUUGUUCUCUCCGGUGGUUCCCUCGUUAAGUCUCUCAGGAAAUUACUGGAGCAGCCGUACAUUGAUUCAGUGGAUUGGUCAAAAUGGCAUGUGUUUUGGGUGGAUGAGAGAGUGGUGCCUAAGGAUAACCCUGAUAGUAAUUAUCUCCUAGCUUACAAUGAGUUUCUAUCCAAGGUGCCAAUUCCCUCAGGCCAUGUGUAUGCCAUAAAUGAUGCAUUGUCGGCAGAAGGUGCAGCAGAUGAUUAUGAAACCUGUCUCAAGCAUUUGGUGAAAACUAAAACAAUAGAUCAAUCUGAGAGUACUGGGUUACCCAAAUUUGAUCUUAUGCUAAUGGGCAUGGGUCCUGAUGGUCACAUUGCUUCUUUGUUUCCCGGGCACCCUCUCAUUCAAGAAAACAAGAAGUGGGUUUCCUUCAUCAAGGAAUCACCUAAACCACCUCCAGAAAGGAUCUCCUUCACUCUCCCAGUCAUAAAUUCCUCGGCAAACAUUGCCCUCGUUGUCGCAGGUGCUGGUAAAGCCAAUGCGGUGCAUGUUGCACUAAGUGAUGUUUCAAACUCCGAUGUGCUUCCUGUCCAACUAGUUGCACCAGAAGGGGAGUUGUCAUGGUUUUUGGACAAGGAGGCAGCUUCCAAACUCUAGGUUUCCUGUGAAAUUGGCGAUGAAUGUUGUAUCAGUUGGAAUGUUGUUCUAUCAAAUAAACGCAAACUUGGAAUUUUCUAUACCACUAUGUAAUCUGGAUUGAGUUCUUUUACCAAUAUAAUGUGCUGCUGCUGUGAAGAUUGUCAUUAAA
Messenger RNA from Salvia miltiorrhiza (redroot sage), 1234 nucleotides. RefSeq names its product probable 6-phosphogluconolactonase 4, chloroplastic. Bases 139 to 1083 code for a protein of 314 amino acids. Gene Ontology annotation, molecular function: 6-phosphogluconolactonase activity. The transcript has 3 exons. NCBI's taxonomy places the organism in Eukaryota, Viridiplantae, Streptophyta, Magnoliopsida, Lamiales, Lamiaceae. The record is from RefSeq and is a predicted model, not a curated record. Gene Ontology annotation, biological process: carbohydrate metabolic process; pentose-phosphate shunt.